AUGUGUGUGAAUCCUCGAGCACACAUUCGUCCGAGAAAACAGGUUGAUAGUAUUUCUUUCUUCCUUUAUUUUCGUCUUAUUUCUGUCUCUCUGUCUCAAGUGAGAUUUCUCUCCUCCUCUCUCUCUCCCUUUUGACGAGAGAUCUCAUCCCUUCUCUCUCUCAUGAGAGCUCUCUCUUCUAUCUCUCUUCUCUCUCUCUUUUCCUUCUUCCCUUUCUCCACUUUCCAUCCUUUAUUCUUCUCACCUCAUCCUUUUAUUUUAUUAUUUCUGUUAAGUAUUAAUAAAAUAUUAAAAUCACUUUAUAUAUAAAUUAAAUUAGUUUUCACGACGGAUUAAUCAAUCUCCUUGUCUUUGACUAGAGACUUACUUCUAUACUAGUAUUUUAUUAAUUCUUAGUUAUAAAUAUUAUUAGAUAAUGUGUAUUUAAAUACGACGACAAGUGCACACCAUCUUUUUAGUGCCUUUAAUGGGGAGAUCCAUUUUUAGUCAGUGUUAAUUGAUUUAGUUUUAUAUAUUUCAGUGAUUUAAAAAAAAUAGCUUUCAUUAUUUUCAUUCAAAUAGUAUUUCAAAAAAUUAAAAAAAAAUUAGAAAAGUUUAUUAGGCUCAUUUGAUUUCUAUUUUUCUUGCAUAAGUUAGAAUUUUAAAUCUUUAGUUUCUAUUUAUUUACUUGAGUAUCUUAAUUUUUCAUUGAUUCUAUACUUCUCUUUGACAUAUUUAUUAGAAUCAUAUCUUCAUGUCAUGAUCAUUGUUAGAUUCAAAUUCUGAAAAACUUGAUUUAUGAAUGGUAAACAUAGCUUGCAACCAAUCUUAGAAAAUUAGUUACUAACCAAUCUAAGAAUUUAGGGGCACAAGAAAAACGAAAUUUACCACCCAUAUUAGAGACUCCAACAAUAGAAAAAGGAAAAAAAUCAUUAUUUAUAGAAGUAGAAUCACCUAGGAUGGAUCAUCCAGCCCAAGAGAGUGAGAAUGUUGAAAAUACUCAACCUUAUAAACCUAUGUGUGAUUAUUAUACACCUGAUUUAUAUAGACCUACUUUAUAGGUUAGACCUCCUAUUUUGCCAAAUGUUUAUUUUGAUAUUCGUCAUAGCACUCUAUAAAUGCUUCUUGAAUUUCAUGGGUUAGCUAAUGAGGAACCAUAUCAACAUAUUCUUUGAAUUUUAGCUGCAUGUGAACUUAUUCAUAUUCCUAAUAUUCCUCAAGAUGCACUUAGGUUACGUCUCUUCUCAUAUUCAUUGCAUGAUAAAGCUAGAGAUUGGCUCACAUCAUUACCACAUGAGAUCACCACAUGGUUAGAAGUAGAGUAAGCAUUUUUGAGAAAAUUCUAUCCUAUUGGCAAGACUCAUGCCAUGCGGAAAAUCAUUCUCCAAUUUACUCAAAAAUCAGGAGAAGCAUUUCAUAAAUCUUGGGAAAGAUUCAAGGAACUUCAAAGGAAAUACACACAUCAUGAAAUUGCCAAGUGGCAACUAAAUCGUGUAUUUUAUGAUGGUAUAUCUGAACAACAUAAAAAUACUAUAGAUGCAGCAUGUGGAGGCACAUUCAUGAGUAGGGAUGAGGAUGAAAUUUAUAAACUAUAUGAAAAUUUAAGUGAGAAUUUAGCUGAACGUGAAUCUUUUGCUUUAUAUGAUCGCAACAAUAGUGAAAAUAAAAAAGGAAUCUUUGAGGUUAGAAAUCAUGAUGCAUUAGACAUUAGAUAUGAAGUUAGUGAGGUUCAUCAAAAGUUUAAUAUUUUAUAUGAUCAUUUGCUGCAUAAAAAAGAACCUACACAGCCUAUACAACUUUCAUAUUCCAGAUGUUCAUCAUGUGGUAGAACUGAUCAUUAUGAAUCUCAAUGUCUUAAUUUAGAUCAAGAAUAUGCACAUGCACUUCAUGAUCAUAGGAAUCAAUCAAAUCCUCGAAAAAAUUAGAAUAGUUUUUCAAAUUUUCAAAAUCAUGGUAUGAAUUCUUAAUCAUUUUCUAGACCUAAUCAUACAUUUAAACCUUCUCAUCAACCACAAUAUAAUGCUAAGCCUUCUUUUCAGUAAAAUACUCAUAAUUUUCAGUAAGGUACUCAUCAGCCACCAGCCAAAAAUUUCAUCCCUUCUUCUUCAAGUUCAGUCGCUAAUUUUGGCCCACAAUAUCCUAAUUCAUAUCAAAAUCAAUCUGAUAUGAAUUCAAAUUCGAUGCAACAGUUUAUGGGGCAAAUGAUGCAGUAGUUUCAAGAAAUAAAUACAUCUAUGAUGAAGAUGAUGGAGCAAAUUAGGCAAGAAAAUCAGCAAACAACCCUUAGGAUAGAAAAAGAGAAAGGUAAACUAGCUAGGCCCACUCAAAACGUGAAACAGGUCAUCUUCCUAGACAACUCAUCAUGA
This is a messenger RNA of Spirodela intermedia, 2345 nucleotides long. Lineage: Eukaryota; Viridiplantae; Streptophyta; Magnoliopsida; Alismatales; Araceae. The record is from the annotation of a GenBank genome assembly.